Molecule: messenger RNA, 1371 nt
Organism: Trypanosoma cruzi
Lineage: Eukaryota; Euglenozoa; Kinetoplastea; Trypanosomatida; Trypanosomatidae
Product: mucin-associated surface protein (MASP), putative
Exons: 1
Coding region: 1-1371 (456 amino acids)
Source: RefSeq, a predicted model, not a curated record
AUGAUGGCGAUGGUGAUGACUGGCCGUGUGCUGCUGGUGUGUGCCCUCUGCGUGCUGUGGUGCGGUGCCGGAUGGGUUUAUGCAAGAGAAUUCGAGAACAACGCAGUGGGUGGCUGCAUGGCGUCGGGAGUGUUGGGUGAGAAUGGGUUCCAUAUGCCCAGCGGAUGUGCUAAAACUGUGCUCGCGCUGCCAUUGCGAUCAACGUUGCCCGUCACUGCCGCUGGAGUUCCGACUAGCGAGGAAGAGUCUGAAAAGAACUUCAGUAAUCCCAAUUUAAAGCCCCUAUCACCUCCUGUGUCUGGUGGCAGUCAAGGUGUUUCUGGCGGUUCUGGUGGUGCUGGUCAAAGUGGUGGAGCUGACAAUAACGCUGUUGUUGGUGGUGUUGUUGGCCCCAGUGGAAGUUCUUCUGGAGGUGUUGUUAAUUUUUUGGUGUCUGAUUCUUUUUCUGCCGCUACGCCUUCACCGAGUAAUCCCGUUGGUGCUGAUGGUUUGCAGGGCAGCAAAGGUACGACAUCCACCGUGAGCAUGGAUGCUCCAGAAACAGGUGUUAAGUCACAAUCAGCACGACCUCCAGCACCCGCACAAACCAACUUGGAUAGACAAGAAGUGUCAAUAACAAAUGCAGAAACUCAGUCCUCUAUUAAACCACACGCAGCAGGGAAUCAAAUUGUUAAUGGUGAUGAAACCGGAAGGGAGAUCGAGCGUAAGGCCGCAGUGACGGGAGGACCUCCAAGCAACCAACAACCAACACCAUUGCAACCAGUUCAACAAGAACAACCAACAACAGACUCGCAUACUCGGCAAAAGGAAGAAAGAGACUCCGAAGAAGCACCAUCACCACCACCAUCACCGUCACCGACAAAUUCCACAGAAGGAAUCCCAGCAACAAGAGAAUUGCAAAUUUCAACAGAGAAAAAAAAACAAACGUCACCGUCAGAAACCCAAAAGGAGCUUGUGGGACAAGAAAAGCCUUCAAAGGGUGACGCAGCAGAGCACAACACUAAGGGCACAACAAAAUCGGAUUCGGUGAAGGACGCAGUUGCCAGCGGCUCAGAGGAAACAACAGCUUCACCCAUCUCUACAAGUGGCGGUGCUGAUGCGCAGAAUGAGGUGAGUAAGGAUGGCGACAACGCUCAACGGACUAAUCACAAAGAAACACACAAACACCCUGAACCUGAUAAUACGAAUCCUGCUCCUACAGCCAAUAAUACACAACCACAAACAGCACUAACACUCAGCACCGUUCAAACAAAUGAUACGGCGACGCCUGGCGACAGUGACGGCAGCACCGCGGUCUCCCACACCACCUCCCCUCUUUUGCUUCUUCUUCUUGUUGCGUGUGCGGCUGCGGCUGCGGUGGUGGCCGCGUGA